Molecule: messenger RNA, 10108 nt
Organism: Monomorium pharaonis (pharaoh ant)
Lineage: Eukaryota; Metazoa; Arthropoda; Insecta; Hymenoptera; Formicidae
Gene: iav
Exons: 14
Coding region: 6776-10108 (1110 amino acids)
Biological process (GO): calcium ion import across plasma membrane
Cellular component (GO): membrane
Molecular function (GO): protein binding; calcium channel activity
Source: RefSeq, a predicted model, not a curated record
AUCGUGUCGCCGGUUUUUACGGCGCGAUCUCGCCGGUCGACGGGCAAUUGCGCAUGUUGCUGAUAAUUAUGCGAGUGCCAGGCUAAACGCGCAUAACACACGUCGGGCCGAGACGUUGAGAAACUUUGUAAUCUUGAUGAAAAGGGGUCAGAGGAGAGGCAGUGGCUCGCACGGAGGAUCCUUAUCGUACGCAUGUGGCGCAAGCGAGGGUGAUACGCGUACGCGGAUGUGUGCGUGCGCGCGUGAACGUGUAUAUGUGUGUGUGUGUAUACGCUCUCGCGUGUGUAUUGCGUAUGCGGGUUAUUAUUAUUAUUACAGAAACCGCACGGUGCAGCGGUGGCGGGCAAACUAGCGCAGCGGAACACGAUAAUUAUCGUGCGUCUCACAACAAGCUUGUGUGUAGACGCGGGCCGCCUUACGCACGCAUCGGUGUACCGCUUGCCAUGCUUGCGCGCUUCCGCGUAAGAAGUCUGUUACACGAACCGUCGAGAAACUUCGGAACCAGACGAGACUUGCCUGACGAGAUGCUUAACCCUGAGACACGAGCCACUUUUACAACCGCGGAAGGACGUAACGGAUUGCUCGAAAUAACUGCCGCCGUCGUAAAAUUCUAAUAUCGCUAGAUUAAUCUUUCCUUUUCUAAAUUUUUUUAAUUUUUACAAUUUUUACUUUCGCAAAAAGAGACUAUCAUUUACAAUCUUUCAGAAUUAACAGGAGACGUAGAAAUGGAAAAGGUCGUAAAGCUUCCGCAAUGACAUACUAUAUAUUAAAAGGACGCCUGAGAGAGAACGCAUUUGCGUUUUAAAGUUUAAUAACAAAGGCAAAAUGUGUUUAGAAUAAAAAUUAUGUCUUUGCAGUGUGCAGUGUUUCAGUAUUCGCAAAAGCUACCUAUAAAUUUCAUUGUUACAUGUUGAUAAAAGCGGUAAUUGCGCGGUGAAACCCUGUUAUUAUGUGUGAUCGGAUCUUGUGAUCGGGUUACAUCAGAGCUGUAUGUUUAUGUAAUCGUGUUGUUUUCUAAGAAUAGUUGGGAAUCGUAUAAUUUAUUUAUUUUUUUUUUUUUCAUCAUCUCGAAUAAGGUACAAGCCGCAAGCACGCACUUCGCGCUUCGUUACUUUCAUAGAUUUUCCAUGCACGCGAUUCGUACGUGUUCUGCGCAAAAAUCACGGGAAAAAUAGACACAGGCGAUUCAUUGUAAUAGAUAAAUGUAGCAUUAUGCGACAUCCGUUUUGUCGUCUCUGUACACCGCAUAUGAAUUUAACCUUGCACCUAUUAUCGCCCUAGGUAUUUUCUGCUACCGUAAUAUAUCGCGUUGCGAAAGCUGCUACCUAAAAGGUAUCGUCUGACGCUGAGUUGGCAGCAGAAGCCAAAGCGAUAGACAUAUCAAAUAAACUUAUCGGAAUCGCUUUGUCUUAAAUAAAAGACAAAUAAAAUUAUAAUUUAAAUUAACAGUUUUUAGUUCAAUUAAAAUUUUUUAUUUUAAUUGAACUAAAUGUCGAGCUAUAUGUCGAGCAAUUUUGUUUUUCCCUUUCUCAAAAAAAGUAUUCUUAAGCACGAUUCUUCAAAUGUAAAUUAACGUCCAACAUGCAAUAAAAAGGUCUUUGAUUGGAUGAUCCGAAGCAUGCAAUUGCUGUUUUCCUUUAAUUCAAAUUUCUUGAGAAACGACUCUUAUAAAACAGUCUUCAUUUCAAUACGUCUCAUCUAUCUGUUAUAAGAAACAACUUUUUUAACCGCAGACUUUUUGCAGCGCGUCAUCGAAAUAAAAUGAAGUUCUUGGUACAACUGCGUCAGCUAUUGUUUGCCGAUACGAUUAGUCAACGGACAAAUGUGCGAUGGGUUAAUAAGAAGAGAGAAAAAGACAGAUGUACAGAGAGGGAGAUAGAGAGGAUAGGAGGCCCCAGGUUCGAGUGCCGUUAAGUCGUGCGUUCAGUGACCGCACCGGCACACGGCGGCCUGCAAACAACAGACAGUUUGAUUAAAAGUAAUUGCGUAUGUCCGAUGUAACCGGGAUUUUGGAUGAAUUUUCGGAUCGGUCGCGCCGCGCGCCGCAUCGCGCCCGUGUUCAUUCACAGGCCGUUGGUAAUUUCGCGAAAAUGCAUUUCACGGGUCGAUUGCAAUGUGGAUCACGCUGUUGUUUUCGGCUUCGUGCUCGCUUCCUGCGAUCCUUCCGGCCCGAGCGUACCAGCCGCUAUAAUUUAUGAUGCGGAAGGGCCCGGUAUAAUAGCCGAAGGCGACUGCUCUCGCCGUCUCGUACGUGGACUCUUGCCACUAUAAAGCGCGCGAGCAAUCGGCUAAAUGUAUUUAACGGCGCGUCGGAAGAUGCAGCGUGCAUAAUUUACAUUCCGUAUUCAGUUCCCUAUAUCGAGCUCGGGAACCUCGAGCGCCAAAUUCCGUCUAGAGAAUUUUCUGCGUUAACCAUGUUUCUCGGCGUUUUAAUUAUAAGGAAAGUCGUCGCGCGUGAAUUCACAAGUCUGACGCGAUAAUAGCCUCCCUCCUGUGAUUGUCGGAAACAUUACGAUGUAGAAACAUUUAUUAUUGCAUAUUCCAUCAACUUAUGUACACUUACGUACAAUCGAUGUACGAUUAUCAACUUACUUAUUUGUUAUUCAAUUAUCGUAUUUCCUUCAAUAAUUUAAUGUAACGACAAAUAUCGCUAAUGCGAUAUAGAGAUAUCGCUAGGGUACAAUACUUUAUUCGCUGCUUGCGUAGGCUGAUUAAAAUAUAGCCUUCGUCAAUUUUCGUAAAGCAGACAAGAUACAUUUUAGAAUUGUGCAUGUUCAUGAACAAUUUUAUAUUUUUUCACAUUUGUACACACACUCUCUUUCUCUCUUUUUUCCUCACUCUUAGUUUGUAAUUCGUAUUUAUACGUUAACUGUAAACAUCUUUAUUAAUUAUUCAUGCCUUUUCUUGUCGUUUUUAUAUAAAAUGCGACAAGAAUCGCUGCAAGCGGUAAAAAACAAAUGUUUAAUGCCCGCGAUGUAUCAUAUGGGGAUCUGCAACUGUACCGCGGAAACAUAUCGACGUGUUUUUAUUUUACUUCGGGAUUGCAACUUGUUUUUAAAAUGUAUUAUGAAUGUAAAAUGUCUAGUCCGCUAAAUCUUAUUGCGACGUCGAUUCUACAUUUAAAUGAUGUAAAUUAUUGUUAUAUAAUAUACAGAAAUAGCUAGAAAACGCUUUUGAAAUUAUUAAUAUACUGACACGUAACUUUCCGCGACAAAUAUAAUUACUUAGUCUGGAGCGAUCUGGUCUUCGGUUUUAAAAGAUAAAAAUAUUGUAUUACUGUGAUUUUAAAUCAGUACACAUACAGAAAUAAAGCGGACAAAAAUCCUUCUCUCUCGCAUGAAAUACAUAAAAUAUUUGUAUAUUCCACUUUAAAAUGUGUCCUUGCGCAUAAAGCGGUACACGAGUGCUAUGGUCGCAAAUGUCGGCACAUUGUUCCAAAAUGACAUUAGUUUUGAAAGGUAAUAAUGAGAAUUUUUCUGUUUGUAAUCUACUGUAUAUCCGCAAUUUGACAAACGCAUCAGCUCGUUAAGCGCGAGCAGUUUGCGAUUAAACUUUAGUAAUUCCCCUUUGAAAAGCUCGAGACCGAGUCGAUUAAGGGUAACUAGCAUCGUAUACAAAAGUUCUCGUGCGAAGUACAGAAAGUAAUAUGUGACAAUGAAUCAUCAUUAAGAAACGUAAUGUAUAUAUAAAAAGUAUAUGUACACUCCGAGAUGCGCAAUAAUGUAAAAGUGUUUGUAAGUAUUGUAAAAAAUAAAGUUAUUACAGUUUUAUCGAAAUGUACACUCUCGCCAAACUGUUGUUCCCUCGAUCGCACUUGUGUGUACGUAAAGUCAUGUUUAAACGUUGUUAACCUCAUAAUAUUAUCUCUCGUCACAUAUUUGCUCUCUUAAUGUCGUAUUAGCUCUUCCAUGCACGCAGGAGGAAGGAGGCACCGGCGUGAAUGAAUCAGUAACAAAUAAGCGUCCCCAGUCAAGACUGGUACCAGCGAGAUCGACGUGCGACGCAGAUGUUGAGUCAUCCGUGCUAGAAAUAUCGUAAUUGCCUCGUCCGCGUACACGUAUAGGUGCAUUUCCCUCCGUCGUCGUGUACGUACGUACGCAGUGAGAAUGACGCAUCCGAUAGAUUAUAGUUCUCGGCGGUUUUUAUACGUUCCACAUUUGUUUUCUCUUCUCAACCCAGCGAUUUAAGUUUCCUGAUAAAUCUACACACAAUCUUAUGUCAGCGAGAAAAUUAAUUUUUAAGAAAAUUUUUAUUAAAAAAAAAAAAAAAAAAAAUCUGAUUCGCGUCAAAUGUAUACGCGAAUAAAUUACGCAACCGGGGCCGUAACUUCGCGUCAAUUCAAACCGACGUUUGACGAUAAUCCUCUCGUUCAUAUUUGUAUAUAGAUAUAGAUAUUGAAUAUAUUACGGAGUCUCUCGCGUUUGUCAAACGUGUGACAGUUUGCGGGAAUACAUUUUAUUGUAUAUAUUACGGCGUCAGAUACCAGCAAACGUUAUCUCUUUUCCCUAGAUUCUACCGCGCCUGUGUAAAUUUGGAAGUUUAUCACGUUGGGCAAACUCACGGUAUUGUUGCGGUCGCUCCGCAACGAACGGAAAAAAAGUGAGUUUGCAUAUCGAAUUGCAUAAACAAUAUAUUAAUUGAAAGGGCCGGUGAAUGAAAGCGCAUGGUUUAACAAUAUUUUCGAAAAUAUUUUAAUCCAGAAUCCGUUCGUUAUAUGCAUUCGGUAUAAUGGGAAAAAAAUCUCUUUUAGGCUAACAAAUGUUUGAAAUAAAAACGACAGCGACGAAUAAACGAUAGCGUUUAUGUAAAGAUAAAAUAGUAAUAAAAAGCACCAAAAAUCCUAUCAGAAAAAAAAAAAUACAAUUAUUUGCAACGUUUUACAAAAUGUUUUCAUUGUUUCCAAUGUUAAGGUUUUCGACUGCAAACUACAGUAUGACAAUUGUAAUUAAUUGUAUUGUUUCGGAUAAAUAUUGUACACUGAUACACUGAUAGCGCAAUCAGACAAUAUAACGAUUUAUUCUCGAGAUUAAUAGAACUUUUGCAGGAUAAUUUCGUAACCGUUAUUAGUUUAGGGAUUCCGCCGAGUUCUCCAAUUGCGAAAGCAAUAUUAAAAUGUCUGUGCUGGCCAAGUGUCCACUUAAGCACUUAGUUCUUCUGCAUAUGAAUGAGAAAUUCGUGUGAUAGAUUAUAAUGCAUACCAUCUGCAGUUCCGCAUCCGUUCGUUGUUGCACCUACACACACGUCGAUUCGAUCCAUCCGGCCAAAACGUUGAAUUGAAAAUAUAUGUUUUUUUUUCACAGUUAUCCGGAGGAUGACGAGGCAUCAAUUUACAAUAGCGUGACUGUGCCAUAUAGCACUGACUAUACCAUUGACUAUACAUUGACUAUACCAUUCACCAAAUGGGGACGACGGCGAUUCAUCCGGCGGUGAAACACGUGCCACAUAGAAAGUCGUCGCUAUGCAAAAUCGUUCGAUUUCACGCGAGCGAACAAAGGGGAAUUUGACCUUAAAAAUAGGAAUUAACUCCUCUCAUCUGAGUCAAUAGCGCGCACGCAUUUGUAUCGUUUAAGCUUGAGAUACAGUGAUCCCUCUAUAAUCUUAGUAUUUCGUACGCUAUCAACGCGAUACUAAUUCCAGACGCUAACAACGCAACAAUAUACGUAUUAUUGCAGUAUUCCAAUUCGAUGGGAAUGGAAUGUUCGCUGCGUUUCGGUUAAAUACAAAUGUACUUCAAACAGAGAUGCACGUCGUGCGUAACUAUUUUAUUCGAACCUGGGGGGAUGGGAAAUUGAUUUCAACAUUCCCAUCGUAAAUAUGGACGUAAUGAAGCGGGAAACCAGGUCCGGGCGCGAGCGGCUGUAUGCGAAACAAAAAAUGCAAUUAAUAUUUUUAUGCCGAUCAAAUUAAUAAAAACAGAAUAUAGCACGCCGAGGUUGUUAAUAUCAUCCAUUUAUCUAGUUGCACUCCAUUUUUUUUUUUACCGUAGUAGAUCCAAUUUUUGUCUUCGCGGAUAAUUAUAAUAGCAUUUUUCGCAUAUAUUUAUCUUAAUAUAUUUUUUUCAUAUCUUUAUUUUCACGCGAUGGUGCACUCGUCCUUGCAGCCGAUCUUGAGAGAAACUAUUCGCGCAUGUAUGCAGCUGCUGAAAAGUGUGCUAAGGUCGAGCGAUCGACAUAUACGGGUUAUCAGUAUAAGUCUUCGCCACUCUACCGAAAUAUACGCGAUCAAGAACCGGAGCGACUGAAGUUAUUAUGCCCUAAAAAUUAACCCGUUAAACGACGCACUCUGAAUCAUCGACGUUUCACCUGUUCACCUCCCAACAGCCUCGGAUAAAUAUAUUUCCGCAAAAACGGCUUCAAUUUACGCGGCAGCGGUGGUGGUGGUGACCCUGUCGUGUCCGUCUGCACCAGGUACCGCUUAUGGAUCGGUUGGUUGCUAUAGCGCGAAUACCAGCACUCUCGCUCGCUCUAUCUCUUUCCCUCUACCUGUAUCACGGCACCCUCGUCGGGGGGCAGGAGAAUCUCUCGAGUGUUAUAUCAAUGGAGUUGCCGGCGAGUAGCCGCACGGCGAAGUGGUUUUUCGCUUUAUCGCGACGGAAAUGGCGCGCUGCUCGACCUUGAGAACGUCUGGAGACACUCGAGAGAGAUUCCGUUCGGGUGACGUCGGCUGAUAAGAAGUGACAAACGAAAGGAGGAAAAAAAAUCGAGCUCGAGCGUGGUGAAUAGCGGAUGCUUUCGACGCUUGCUUUUCUCAACUGAUCGCGAAGGGCUAUGUCUGAAUGGGUGGUGUGUGCUCGUGCCGUGUUGGUCGCGGCAGCCAGGUCAACCCCGGUUCGAUCCUCGACCGCGUGAUCAGCCAGGCGAGCAACGAGGAUCAGUGUUUAUUGUAUCGGCUGGCCAACUACAAGAAGGGCGGUGAAUUGAUCGAGGCGUAUAAUCAGGGCGGUCAACCGGAGGUGGAGAAGCUAAUUCGCGAGCAAUUCGGUAUCCUGAUGUACGCGGACGGUAAGGGCCAGACAAUUAAUCGCGCGGAGUAUCUACGUUGGAAGUUCCGCGACCUCGAGCAGGUCGUGCUGCCGAUCGAGGCCUCCCUGUCGCGCUUCGAUCCCCUCGCGCAGUGGAAUGACCACGAGGCCUGCUGGCAGAUGCAGUACAGGGGCUCGCUGGGCGAGACCCUGUUGCACGUUCUAAUCAUAUGCGACACGCGGAUGCACACCAGGAUAGCGCGCAUACUGCUCAAGUGUUUCCCGCGGCUGGCUAUUGACGUCGUCGAGGGCGAGGAGUACCUCGGUGCGAGCGCCCUUCACCUGGCGAUCGCCUACGACAACAACGAGCUCGUGCAGGAUCUAGUCGAGGCGGGCGCGAUUAUAUCGCAGCGGGCCAUCGGUAGCUUCUUCCUACCGCGUGAUCAGCAGAGGAUGAAUCCCGCCAGGAAUACCGAUUACGAGGGUCUCGCGUACCUGGGAGAGUACCCGCUCGCCUGGGCCGCUUGCUGCGCCAACGAGAGCGUCUACAACCUGCUACUUGAUUCCGGCGCGGAUCCCGAUGACCAGGAUUCUUUUGGAAAUAUGAUUUUGCACAUGGUCGUAGUUUGUGACAAACUGGACAUGUUCGGCUACGCGUUGCGACAUCCGAAGCUUCCUGCUCGCAACGGAAUCGUGAAUGCCGCGGGCCUGACCCCGUUGACACUCGCCUGCCAGCUGGGGCGUGCCGAGGUCUUCCGUGAGAUGCUGGAGCUGUCCGCGCGGGAGUUCUGGCGUUACAGUAAUAUCACUUGCUCGGCGUACCCUCUCAAUGCCCUCGACACGCUGCUGCCCGACGGCAGAACAAACUGGAACUCUGCGCUAUUUAUCAUUCUGAACGGUACGAAGGAGGAGCACUUGGACAUGCUGGACGGUGGUAUUAUUCAGCGAUUACUUGAGGAAAAAUGGAAGACCUUCGCGCGAUUGCAGUUCCUGAAGCGAUUGAUUAUCUUGGUGUUUCACCUGGCAUCGCUGUCCUUAGCCGUGUACUUUAGGCCCGCGGACAUGGAUGCCGUGCUGUUGCAGUGGCCCAAGGAGAUAACGGACGCCGUACGCAUCGUAGCCGAGUGCACCACCGUGCUGGGCGUGUUGAAUUACAUCCUGCUGCAGCUGGGCGGCGAGAUGAUCAACAUUGGUCCGCUGUCGUUCCUGAAGCAACUGAGCCACGAACCGGCCAAGUUGAUAUUCGUGAUCAGCAAUCUGCUCAUUCUCGCGUGCAUUCCAUGUCGUAUCGCUGGCGAUCGGCACGCGGAGGAUGCGAUACUGGUCUACGCCGUACCCGGUUCCUGGUUUCUUCUGAUGUUUUUCGCCGGAGCAAUUCGAUUAACCGGUCCGUUUGUUACGAUGGUGUACAGCAUGAUAACGGGCGACAUGCUGACCUUUGGCAUUAUUUACACGGUUAUGCUCUUCGGAUUCUCGCAAUCGUUUUAUUUUCUUUACAAGGGAUUCCCCGGGGUGAAAUCAUCUCUCUAUCAGUCCUAUCCUUUGACUUGGAUGGCGCUGUUUCAGAUAACCCUCGGCGAUUAUAACUACGCGGAUUUGAGUAACACGACCUACCCUAAUUUGAGCAAGACGGUCUUCGCGAUUUUCAUGGUGCUCGUGCCCAUACUGCUACUAAACAUGUUGAUUGCCAUGAUGGGUAAUACAUACGCACACGUCAUCGAGCAAAGUGAAAAGGAAUUUGUCAAGCAGUGGGCAAAAAUCGUGGUGUCUCUGGAACGCGCGGUAUCCCAGAAAGACGCCCAUAAUUACCUGCAAGAAUACAGUAUCAAGCUGGGACCCGGUGACGACCCGAAUAAUCCCGCUUCGGAACAGAGAGGCGUACUGAUUAUUAAAAGCAAAUCGAAAACCAAGGCGAAGCAACGUAAGGGCGCCGUGGCUAAUUGGAAGCGAGUCGGAAAAGUCACAAUACACGAAUUGAGAAAACGAGGUAUGACCGGCGAGGAACUCCGCCGUAUAAUGUGGGGCCGUGCAUCCUUCUCUACUCCUGUGCGAGUCAGUCCCAAUGCCGGCCAGCCGCAAGUGUCGGCAGUUACUGCAGGUUUUGGUGAUGCGUUAACCGCAGCUUUGGACGUAAUGGCCUUUGCACAUGACUUUGACUUAUCCACCGCGACGGAGGGUAUACCUACCAAUAUCGAUGCGAAACAGCAGAUAAAGGCAGUGCAGUCAAAAGCCGCUCUCAACGAGCAGCAGACGAAAACAAUCCAAAAUAAUCCAGAAGCGAUGGCAAGUGUGCAACCAAAUAAACAACUUAUUGAAGAGCAAACUAAACUAUCAGGUCUCACAGAUUUAAUUGAUAAGUCUAUCGAUCCUGUGAAGGAUGUGGAGGUCAUGAAUUUGAAAAAUACAAAUCAAACAAAAGCGCUCGAAGAAACUGUCGAAGAUCCAUUUCUGCAACUCGCUAUCGCUUCCGAGACUACAACAGAUUACAAAAGUCUACUGCAAAUGGCGAAAUCCGCUGUAGCCACAAGCGAAGCUUCAAUGAAAACCACGAUCGACCCGCAAAUUCUAGCACACUUUGCCAUGGUGGCUCCACCGACCACUGAGAAAUCUACUAUCGUUAAGAAACAAUAUUUCAUGGAGUCCAGCGACAAUGACCUCGGCAACAAUAAUUUACUUGGCACCGAAGCUCGUCUUCGAAGGAUAAAAUCAGCGAAUAACAGAUUCAUUACUACAGCGAAACGGUCACGCUUCAACGACGAUGACGACAGUUCUACAUCUACAACGUCUGUCGAGCGAAGUCAACUCAGAUAUCGGCCACUUCUGAAUGAUCCGGAAGAGAGAUCGACUAAUUGUACCGAGAUCGAAGGACAAAAGAUCGAAACAAUUAAACCGGAGGUCAAGCAGAACGGCAAUAUUCCUACCAAGCCUUCUAAUAAAAUCCAAAAACGUCGGCCAAAAACGGCUAAGAACAGGGUAUCACCCAAGGAAAUUGAGGAGCCGGCGAGGAGAAGGGAAUCGAUUGAGCGGAAUAAGGUGGCCUCACCGCCAACGUCGUCCUCGGAUCCGCUCGAGCCAUGGAGCACGCGUGGCAUUACCGACAUGAACACGAUAUUGGCCUGGCGGGAGAGCGCACCGGACAGUCCUUAA